UUUGCCAUCGUUUUGAGGCGAGUUCAAAAAGGGCAACGCACUCAGAAAUGAAUGGUGUAUUUUGUGCAGUUAUUGCUUAGUAUAGUUACUAGCAUAAUGAGAAGAAGAUAAAUACUAUUUACUUGUAAUAAUCUACAAAAAGUUACAAUGGAAGAGCCUACCUUACGUUAUGAAAAAAUUGACUUCCUUGGAGAAGGCCAAUUUGCAACCGUGUACAAAGCAAGAGAUGUGAAAACUGACAAAAUAGUGGCUGUGAAGAAGAUUAAAAUAGGUUCUCGUUUGGAGGCUCAGGAUGGCAUAAACAGGACUGCACUCAGAGAAAUAAAGCUGUUGCAGGAGCUGCAGCAUGUUAACUUGAUUGGAUUAUUAGAUGUAUUUGGACAAAAAUCAAAUGUAUCUUUAGUGUUUGACUUUAUGGACACUGACUUAGAGAUAAUAGUUAAGGACAGCAACAUUGUGCUCACCCCAGCUAAUGUGAAGGCUUACAUGAUCAUGACAUUGAGUGGUUUAGAGUAUCUACAUCAGAACUGGAUACUACACAGAGAUUUGAAACCAAACAAUUUAUUGAUAAAUCGUGAAGGAAUACUGAAAAUUGGUGACUUCGGUCUUGCCAAGGCUUUUGGGUCUCCCACCAGAAUAAAUACACAUCAGGUGGUGACCAGAUGGUACAGGUCACCGGAGCUCUUAUUCGGGGCUCGGCAGUACGGCACAGGUGUGGACAUGUGGGCCAUCGGCUGCAUCUUAGCAGAGCUCCUGCUCCGGGUACCCUUCUUGCCUGGAGAGUCAGACUUGGAUCAGCUGACGCGCAUAUUCCAAGUGUUUGGAACACCUAAUGAUGAGAAUUGGCCUGGCAUGAAGGGGCUGCCGGACUACGUGCAAUUCAAGCAGUUCCCAGCGCAGCCGCUGCGGCACAUCUUCAGCGCGGCGGCCGACGACCUCAUACAACUGCUCGAGAGCCUGCUCGUGCUGUUCCCGCCUAAACGCUGCGACUGCACGCAGGCGCUGCAGAUGCCGUACUUCAGCAACAAGCCAGCCCCAACAGUGGGCAACAAGCUCCCGAUGCCCUCGAGUUUCACGAAGGUCGAGACGGAGAAGCCCACACUCAAGAGGAAACUGCUGGACAGUAUCGAUGGCGGUUCCCUGCCUAAGAAACUGCUCUUCUGACAGCCGCCAAAACUUAGUACAAUCACAGGGACUGCUAUAUAAAUCAUUUAAAAAUGCAACUUGAGAGGUACGCUUGUUUUCUUACGUGAAUGAUUCAUGUACAUGUUCUAAAUUCAAAAUGCAACUUCUUUAAUGUUACUUUUUUUGUAAUAACAUACAAAAUCCACAUCUAGAAAGAGUCUACCUAUAUUUCGUUUUUUGACGUAAUAACAUCUUAUAAAUUGAUGAACACCGGUAGCAUGCACGAAAAAGUGUCACGUUGUUGACAAAUCUCCCUGGUAACGUCGUGGACGGAUCUCCAUGGUAACGUUACGUAAUGUAAUGGUAAUGUUUUCUUAUGACGUUAUUACGCAAAAUUAUCGUCCGUAAACCGACUUUACAGACAACCCUAUUUUUUUAGCAUUAGAAAGAAGGGAACCGGUAAAAAAUAGACACGUCAAGAUUGUGAUGUUCAUGCGGUUAUUCUUAAGGAAGGUUUAGGUGUAAAAUAGUUAACCCGUACGAAAUCGGAUCGGGUCGCUAGUGCUAAAAAAAUGAAGCACAGCUUAAAAAGUGCAAUUUGAAUUUAGAAAUGGAAAAGGUUGGAAGCCCUGUUCACUCGAUUAUUCGUCACUUGUUACUAAACAAAUACGUUCAGGUUUGUAACUUUGAUAAAACUUGAGCUGCAUUGUCUUGUGAAUAGGGUAUCAAAUCUGAUAUCAAUGAAAUGAAAUUCUUGAUAGUAUUAAGUGAUUUUAAGUUUAGUCGGGACUUUGUACAAUCAGACCUAUAGUUUUAAUAUAAUGCAUUUGUUUCUUUUAUAUUGAAAAUACACACUUGAUUAUUUUGAGGAAAGAUGAAAAAACUGCAUUUUAAGUAAACAAAAGUAAAUGUAUUUUAACAGA
Molecule: messenger RNA, 2048 nt
Organism: Cydia fagiglandana
Lineage: Eukaryota; Metazoa; Arthropoda; Insecta; Lepidoptera; Tortricidae
Gene: Cdk7
Product: cyclin-dependent kinase 7
Exons: 7
Coding region: 148-1164 (338 amino acids)
Biological process (GO): positive regulation of transcription by RNA polymerase II; protein phosphorylation
Cellular component (GO): transcription factor TFIIK complex; nucleus; cytoplasm
Molecular function (GO): RNA polymerase II CTD heptapeptide repeat kinase activity; ATP binding; cyclin-dependent protein serine/threonine kinase activity
Source: RefSeq, a predicted model, not a curated record